Messenger RNA from Rhizophagus irregularis DAOM 181602=DAOM 197198, 2069 nucleotides. RefSeq lists its product as uncharacterized. Gene Ontology annotation, molecular function: nucleic acid binding; ATP binding. NCBI's taxonomy places the organism in Eukaryota, Fungi, Glomeromycota, Glomeromycetes, Glomerales, Glomeraceae. The record is from RefSeq and is a predicted model, not a curated record. Gene Ontology annotation, cellular component: mitochondrion.
AAAAAAAAAGAAUGUAUGCUCAAACUCUGAUAGGAAGUAUAAGUCGUAAUAAUUCAUAUAAAAAUGCUUUUGCUUUUACCAAUGUGGUUUUUAGAUCUUUUCUACGAAACAAACCAUCAACGUUCGCUUUGAAAACAGAGUUACAACAUUCUUCGGUAAUUCGUGGAUAUUCCACCUUAAACGUGUUGAAAAACAAACGGUUCUCUUUUGAUACACGUUUAACAACUGGUCUAAAUACUUCUCCACAAACUUCCUUACAUAACACGAAUAUUCGUACAUAUGCUAAAUUAGCACGGACAAGAAAAAUUGAAGAUACUGAAACAGAAAGAAAAGAAUUUAAUAUAAAUGAUCCUUCUAUUGUAUCUAAAGAUGAAUAUGUUCCAUCAAGAUUCGAUGAAAUUACUUCAAUUUCACCAAAAACACAACAAGCUUUACUUAAAGUUUUUAAAUAUCAUGAAAUGUCAAAAGUUCAAGAUGCUGUAUUAUCACAAUUACCAAUUGAAGGAGAUCUAUUUGUAAAAGCAAAAACUGGUACUGGCAAAACCUUGGCAUUUUUAAUUCCUGCUAUAGAAACUUUAAUCCGUAAUUCUCAAAAUGGUAAUAGAGGAGAAAUGGUUUCAAUUAUGAUUAUUUCCCCAACUCGUGAAUUAGCUCAACAAAUUGCAAAUGAAGCAUAUCAACUUUUGACUUUUUAUAAUUAUAAAGUUCAAUGUUUAGUUGGUGGUGAAAGUAGGAGACUUCAAGUUAGAAAAUUAUCACAUCAAAGAGUAGAUCUUGUAGUAGGUACACCAGGUAGAUUAUACGAUCUAUUAUCAACCGAAUCAAAUUUUAAAAAACAAUGUAAUGGUAUAAAAACGUUAAUUCUUGAUGAAGCGGAUCAGCUGUUAGAUAUGGGUUUCCGAGAUGAUAUCGAAGAAAUUGUGCAUUUUUUCCCAAAGGAAAGACAAACCUUCCUAUUUUCUGCAACAGUCUCUAAUCAAAUCCGACAAAUAGCUAAUCUUUCUCUCAAGCCUGAUUACAAAUUUAUUGAUACUGUUGAUCCAAAUGAUGUUAACACAAAUACUCAAGUUAAACAAUCAUACGUUAUAACUCCUUAUGAAGCACAUCUUACUACUAUCCGAAAUAUCAUGAAAGAACAUAAAAAAUCGCACAAGAAAGGGAAAAUAAUAAUGUUCCUACCAACAAGAUUGGGAACUAUGCUUUAUGCUGACUUUCUGAAAAAUUUGGGUGAUAUGGAGAUUUUUGAACUCCAUUCUGGUUUGUCACAAAUGCAGCGUUCCAGAGUGUCAGAUAGAUUCCGUAGAUCAAGACAAAAUGCAGUUCUUGUUACGUCUGAUGUAUCAGCACGAGGUGUGGAUUAUCCAGGAGUUACGAUGGUACUUCAAAUUGGUGCACCUUCUACUCGGGAACAAUAUAUUCAUCGUUUGGGACGAACAGGCCGUGCAGGCAAAGAAGGGGAAGGAAUGCUUGUAUUGGCACCCUUUGAGAAAGGAUUUACAAAACUUAUCAAUGAUCUGCCAAUAAAAGAAGUGGAUGGUCAGUCUUAUAAUGUUAAAGAAGAUGAUAACAUGAUCGAAAGAGCUUUAGAAGAGCUUGACAUUGACCAAAUAAAAGAAGCAUCCAUGGCUUUUCUAGGAUAUUAUGCAGGAAAAUCCAGUGCAAAUUAUUUCAAAAAAAUUGAUUUGGUGUCAGCUGUUAGUGAAUUUUCAAAAGCUUUUGGAUCUGAAAUGCCAGUUAGUCCAUAUGUUUUGGAUAGGUUUGGGUUGAAAGAAAAAACUCGAUCACGAGGAGGUGGUGAUAGAUUUGGUAGGGGUCGAUUUGGUGGUAGAUCUAAUGACUUAAAUAAAAGAUUUGAUAGAGAUGGAAGAGGAAAACGUGAAUCCCGUGGUCGGUAUAAGUAUUAAAACUAAUAACGGUAUAAGUGUUAAUAAGAACAUUUUUAUUUUCCAGUAAAUUAACAACACCUAUCAUGAAGCACUUUAUAUAUAUAAUUAAAAGUUUAAUUGCUGAUAUUUAUUCACGUGUAAAUUUUCUUCGGUUUUUUAUUUAUAAAAAAUAAUCUCAAAAAA